AGUAAAGAGUGACAAACACGCCUAAUGUCUACAACAAAAUAAAGAGUGCCUAAGACUGCAUUAAAAAAAAAAAAACACUGCCAAAAAGAAAAUAAAAAGUGUAUAAAACAAAGUAAAGAGUGCAUAAGACUUUGUUAAACAAAAUAAAAAUUGUCCUAACAUUGCCUAAUACAAAAAAAAGACAGCCGAUCUAACAAAGAGAGUGCCUAAAAGACUGCCUAAAACAAAUAAAGACACUGCAUAAACUGCAUAAAAAAGAAAAUAAAGAGUGCCUAAUACUACAUAAGCUGAAUUUUAAUCAACCUUUUUAACAAAACAUAUAAAAACAUAUAUACUGUAUAAAAAAAGUGUCUUAAAAAAAGGACAUAAUACAAAAAAAAGAGUGUUUAAAACAAAGUAAAGACUGACAAACACGCCUAAUGUCUACAAGAAAAUAAAGAGUGCCUAAGACUGCAUGAACCAAAAUUAAGACAGCAAAAAACAAAGUUACUAAGAAACCGUAAAAAACAUAUAUACUGCAUAAAAAGGCAAUCAAGAGUGCCUAAAACUACAUAAGCAGCAUUAUAACAAACUUUUUGAAGAAAAAAUAUAUAUACUGUAUAAAAAAGCCCACAAAGACUGCCUAAUACUAAUAAACCGUAAAAAACAUAUAUACUGCAUAAAAAAAAAAAUUAUAAAAAAAGGGCAUAAUAAAAACAAAGUAAAGAGUGACAAACACGCCUAAUGUCUAGAACAAAAUAAAGAGUGCCUAAGACUGCAUUAAAAAAAAAAAACACUGCCAAAAAGAAAAUAAAAAGUGUAUAAAACAAAGUAAAGAGUGCAUAAGACUUUGUUAAACAAAAUAAAGAUUGUCCUAACAUUGCCUAAUACAAAAAAAAGACAGCCGAUCUAACAAAGAGAGUGCCUAAAAGAAUGCCUAAAACAAAUAAAGACACUGCAUAAACUGCAUAAAAAAGAAAAUAAAGAGUGCCUAAUACUACAUAAGCAGCAUUAUAAAACAUUUAUUAAAAAAAAAAUAUAUAUACAACAUAAAAAAGGCAAUAAAGAGUGCUUAAUACUACAUAAGCAGCAUUAUAACAAACCUAUUUAAAAAAACAUAUAUAUACAGCAUAAAAAAGGCAAUAAAGAGUGCCUAAUAAUAAUAAACCUUAAAAAACAUAUAUACUGCAUAAAAAAAAGUAACUACAAAGACGUGCAUAAAAAAAAAAAAAAUAUUUAAAACAAACUAAAGACUGCUGCAUAAACAUAAAAAUAGAAGAAUGCCUCCUAAAAGAAUUUUAACACAGGAAGAUGCAGAAAACGUUAAACGCAGAAGAAAAGAAACUCAACGUAUACGACGGACACAUAUGACUGAACAACAAAGGGUAAUUCUACGCAAAAAGGAUUCUUCAAAAAAACGCAUUUGUAGGGCCAAUAUGACUGCUCAGGAAAAAUGUGUCCAACUGGACAUGCAAAGAUCACGUUCUGCUGCACGUAGAAAAAAAAAAAAAAAAAGUACUAACAUCACUAUCACUAAUCAAUAUAACAAAAGUUAUAACCAUUCACUAUUUAAUGAAGACAAUGUUCCGAUGCACACAUGUGGUCAACUUAAUGUUUAUUGCACAUUUUGCAUGGCAAAGCAUUUUCCAGAGGAACAACCAAGCGAUAAGCUUUUUAAUAAAUGCUGCAAUAAAGGAAAAAUAACAUUACCUCAUAUACAAAUUUCACCACUGAUCCAACAACUAAUGACUGGACAACACACACAUUCAAAUAAUUUUAUGCAAAAUAUCCGUUCUAUAAAUAGUGCAUUGGCGUUUGCAUCAAUGGGAGCAAACAUUGCACCACCUCCAGGAUAUGGCCCAUACUGUUUUAGAAUAAAUGGCCAAAUUUAUCACCGAUCUGGUGCUUUGCAUCCAGAAAAUGAUGAUCAACGCAAAUUUGCACAACUCUACAUUUUGAGUCCUGAGGAAGCUGCGGACCAACGAGCAGCACUAAAAGAAAAUUCAGGAUGUCACAUUGAACUUUUGAGGGAGUUAAGUUCAUAUAUGUGUCAGUAUAACCCUUUUGCAAAAGCAUGUAAAAUGCUCUAUGAGGUAGAGCAAGAAUGCAUCCAUGAAGCAUCUUUAAAUGGAGUUCAAAAUUCUAAAGUUUCAAUGGUAAUUCUGCAGGACAGAACAUCAGAUUACCGAAGAUAUAACGUACAAAGAGUUAAUGAGGUUGCUGUUAUUUUCCAAAAUUCUGAUGGUGAACCUCCUCUUGAACGUGACCUUCUUAUUCAUUGCCGAUCUACAGAUCAAACAAAAAAAACUGAAAGAAUAAGUGUUUUAGAUCCUAAUCUUGAACCAUUGCUGUAUCCUUUGUUGUUUCCAUAUGGGGACCAAAGUUGGGGUUCCAAUAUUGCUCUUAACUACAGGCCAACAUCAAUUAGUGAUGUACAAAGAAGAGUAACCACCAAUCCAAGGAUAAGAGUUAGCCAAAUGAAAUACUACUCUUACAGAAUUUCAAUUAGGGAUCAAUUCAAUCCUUUCCUUAGUGCUGGCAAGUUGACGCAGCAGUACUUUGUUGAUGCUUAUGUCAAGACUGAGGCCAACAGACUCAACUAUAUCCGUCAAAAUCAAUCUAAUCUUCGCAUUGAAAAAUAUACAGGAUUAAUGGAUUACAUUCAAAGUGAGGCUGCUGCACAGGGCCUGAUGCCUGGUAAAGCAGUUAUUUUGCCAUCAUCUUUUCAGGGAAGUCCACGAAAUAUGGCCCAAAACUACCAUGAUGCUAUGGCCAUUGUUAGAAAAUAUGGAAAACCGGAUUACUUCAUCACCAUGACCUGCAACCCUAAAUGGCCUGAGAUACUUGAUAACCUAUUAGAAGGUCAAGCAGUGGAGUUCAGACCAGAUUUGGUAGCAAGAGUUUUCAAUCUCAAAUUAAAUUCUCUUUUGAAUGAUAUCUUGAACAAACAUGUUCUUGGAAGUCCUUGCGCAAAAGUGCAUGUAAUAGAGUUUCAAAAAAGAGGAUUACCACAUGCUCAUAUCCUUUUAAUAUUGAAAGCCGAAGACAAGCCAAAUGAUGCUGAAACCAUUGACACUUUUAUAUCAGCUGAAAUUCCUGAUGAACAGAUUUAUCCAAGACUACAUGCUAUUGUAAUAAAGCAUAUGAUACAUGGUCCAUGUGGAGAACAUAAUUUAAAUUCUCCAUGCAUGGUUGAUGGUAAUUGCAGCAAGAAUUUUCCAAAAAUUUUUCAAAAAGAAACUUUAAUUAAUGUUGAUGGAUAUCCGCGAUAUCGUAGACAAAAAAAUGACACCACUGUAAUUGUCAAAGGGAAAAAAAUUGACAACUCAUGGGUAGUUCCAUAUAGCCCAUACUUCUGCUUGAAAUACAACUGCCAUAUAAAUGUAGAGAGUUGUGUUUCUGUUAAAAGUGUUAAAUAUCUCUUCAAAUAUGUAUAUAAAGGUUACGAUUGUGCAAAUAUUUCAAUUAACGAACAUAAUACACUACAGCAUGAUGAAAUUCAAAAUUUUUUGGACACAAGAUAUGUCAGUGCUCCUGAAGCUGUUUGGAGGUUGUAUGGUUUUUUGAUGCACCAUCAAACACAUACAAUAAUAAGACUUCAAGUUCAUCUUCCAGGCGAACAAGAUGUAUAUUUCCAUAAUGAAAACGUACAAUUAGCUGCAGAAAAGGCACAAGACAGGGAUACCACUUUGACAGCAUACUUUAAGUUGAAUGUGGAUAAUAAUGCGGCACGUGAACUUUUUUACUCUGACAUUCCUCAACAUUUUGUAUUUGAUGUAAAAAACCGUAAGUGGAAUCCAAGACAAAGAGGAGCAGAUACAACAAUUGGCAGAUUGUAUAAUGUAAAUAUUUCAUCAGAUUUGGAGAGAUUUUGUUUGAGGUUAUUGCUCUUGCACUUAAAAGGAGCAAUAUCCUUUAAGGACUUACGAACUGUUAAUGGACAAGUUUGUCACACAUUCAAAGAAGCUGCCCAAAAGCUUUCACUUUUAGAUGACGACGCUACAUGGGAUCUUACACUUAACGAAUCAGCAUCUCAACAAAUGCCUAAACAAAUGAGGGAACUGUUUGCUUAUUUGUGUAUAUUUGUUGUCCCACCUAAUGUCCCACAACUCUUUGAAAAAUACAAACAUGAUCUUUAUGAAGAUUAUUCACGUCAUGAAGACCACAUUGAUGAUUGCAAAAGUUGCAAAAUUUGGCAUUAA
Messenger RNA from Bombina bombina (fire-bellied toad), 4181 nucleotides. RefSeq lists its product as uncharacterized. Bases 1260 to 4181 code for a protein of 973 amino acids. NCBI's taxonomy places the organism in Eukaryota, Metazoa, Chordata, Amphibia, Anura, Bombinatoridae. The transcript has a single exon. The record is from RefSeq and is a predicted model, not a curated record.